Messenger RNA from Strongylus vulgaris, 612 nucleotides. Lineage: Eukaryota; Metazoa; Nematoda; Chromadorea; Rhabditida; Strongylidae. The record is from the annotation of a GenBank genome assembly.
AUGAGCCGUAGUACGGAUAUCGAAGAGGAGUCCCAGUCCACCAAAAGCGAAGACAGUUGCUGUGGCAACGAUGUGGUCGUGAAAAAACAUCCAAGCGAAAGGGCUGGCUUCCGUGCCGCAAUGGUACCUGAUGCUGCCGCUUUGUCACAAGCAGUGCUUCGAUCCGCUACUGACAGAGCAAUGUCACCGAAGCCCGAAUCUUCGGGAAAUAGUUCGUCUCUCAGCUCACCAGGUCCAUCUUCAUCACGAGGAGCAGCAGAUUCGGACUCACCGCCGCCAUUACCACAUCGAAUGAGUAGACUUGUUGAUCCGACUAGUAUACGGGUAAAGCAAGAUAGACGUACUCUUUUGUUACCAUUGCUUGGCAUAAAAUUUAAUCUUCUGGUAUUCAUUCAACACCACGUUGAACGAUUGGUAAACCCAAAUGAUGAGUUUGUUCGCAAUGCUGCUGUUUUGAAAAGUCUGCCUUCUGUUCCACCUGUUCUUCCUCCCAAACCAACGCCACGGAAUGCUCCUUCUGCUAACUCGCUAGUUACUGAAACAGAAACAAGCGAUGAAAAUGCGAAUAAUCGUCGCUCUGUAGCUGAUAUGGCAAGGAUCUUCAAUCGCUAA